AUGACAACCACUCACGACCACACCAAUCUCUUCACAACCCUCCCUCCAUAUCCAAACGAAAUCCCUUUCACGGAUUUCGACCUCGACCUCGACCUUGACUUCAAUGACGUAUACGCACCGGGCAUGCUCGAGUCCCAAGCGCAGCAGCAUUGGGACUUGGACCACUUAGGCAUGCCGGGAAAAUGUUCGAGUUCGGGUGUUUUCCCCGUGCCGAAUGACUUUGGGUUAAAUUAUCCGGUGGAUUUGGUGGAGUUGGGAGGGAUGGGGUUGGGAUUGUUUGAGGGGGAGGGGGAAGUUAGUCACCCCCAAGACCAAAAUACUACAACAACAACAACAACAACAACAACAACAACAACACUAAACACACUCCUCCUCUCAACCUCCUACCAAGCCACGCAACGAGCCCUGUACAUGACCACACCCACCACCCCGACAAGUCCCCACCAAAUCUACUCCCCUUCGUCCCCCUCGCCAACCUCACCAACGAGCUCCCACAACCCCGACUCAAUUUCCAAUAGCGAUACUGAUAGUAUCUCCUUCGGACCGCGGACACCCCCUCCUCAAACUCCAAUUUACAAUUAUAAUUACAAUCUCGAUUCCAAAUCCAGAAAACGGAAAGUAUCAACCGAAAUAGACCUAGACUCGGGGAUCCACCAUAACCACCACACAUACAAUAAUUCCACAAGACAUUCACAAUCGGGUGGUGGUGGCGGGGAGCUCGGCGUUUUGACCGAGGAACAACUGGAUCAUUACCACAACCACAACCACAACCAACAAAUCGCCUUCUACCCGAGUCAUUCUACUCCUCCUAGUGGGAACAACCCGAAACGCCGACGUUCUUCCGUUCAAUCACAGCCCCAAUCUCAAUUACAACUCCAAUCUCGAUCUCGAUCUCAAUCUCAAUCUCCAACACAAUCUCAGUUCCAAGAACAGGAACAGGAACAAGAACAAGAACAAGAACAAGAACAAGAACAAGAACAAGAAAUAUUCACACCCCUGGAAAUGCCCGAUGGCAGUACACGCUUCACCUCAAACUGGUUACCGGUUGACCCAUCCGGCGGAUUUACAAUUUGUCCUGAUCCGCUGGCUGGGGUUAUGGGGGAGGCGUUUGUGAGUGUUGGUAGUUGA
Aspergillus caelatus is the source of this 1128-nucleotide messenger RNA. RefSeq lists its product as uncharacterized. The transcript has 2 exons. Bases 1 to 1128 code for a protein of 375 amino acids. NCBI's taxonomy places the organism in Eukaryota, Fungi, Ascomycota, Eurotiomycetes, Eurotiales, Aspergillaceae. The record is from RefSeq and is a predicted model, not a curated record.